Pogoniulus pusillus (Red-fronted tinkerbird) is the source of this 2281-nucleotide messenger RNA. It is a transcript of the gene TADA3, whose product is annotated as transcriptional adaptor 3. Gene Ontology annotation, molecular function: transcription coactivator activity. NCBI's taxonomy places the organism in Eukaryota, Metazoa, Chordata, Aves, Piciformes, Lybiidae. Gene Ontology annotation, biological process: regulation of transcription by RNA polymerase II. The record is from RefSeq and is a predicted model, not a curated record. Gene Ontology annotation, cellular component: SAGA complex.
CGCGGCUGGCCAAUGGCAGGAGCGCAGGGCGGGGCGCCGCCGCCUAUAGGGGCCGGAAGGGGCGAAGGGCCUAGGCCCGGCCCGGGCCCGUGGCGUGCCCUGGCUGCCGCACACCCAUCCCCUCCCGACCUCCCGCCGCGGCCCCACCGCCCCCCGGUGACCCUUUCUCCACUGCCGGCUCCCUCAGCGCUCCGGUGCCCUUCCCCUCAGUUCCCCGGUGAUUGCCCGCCCCGGGUUCCCUUUAGCAGCCCCAUGCUCCCUAGCUCCCUGUAGCCCGCCGCUCCGCUGCCUUUCCUCUCCGCUUCCCCUCUCCUCGGUUCCCUUGUAGCCCCCCGGUUUCCCCCUAAUACCCCACGCGCACCUCGGUUCCUCCGUAGACCCCAGUGCCCGGUCCCUGCCGCCAUGAGCGAGCUGAAAGAUUGCCCGCUGCAGUUCCACGACUUCAAAUCGGUGGACCACGUGAAGGUGUGUCCCCGGUACACGGCUGUGCUGGCCCGCUCUGAGGACGACGGCAUCGGCAUCGAGGAGCUGGACACUCUGCAGCUGGAGCUGGAGACGCUGCUCUCCUCUGCCAGCCGCCGCCUCCGUGUCCUGGAGGCUGAGACCCAGAUCCUGACGGACUGGCAAGACAAGAAGGGUGACCGGCGGUUCCUGAAGCUGAGCAAGGACCACGACGUGAGCACGUCUGUCAAACAUGGGAAGCCCAAGAAGCAGAAGCUGGAGGGCAAAGGGGGCCAUGGGACUGGGCCUGGCCCUGGACGGCCCAAGUCCAAGAACCUGCAGCCCAAGAUCCAGGAAUAUGAGUUCCAAGAUGACCCCAUUGAUGUGCCCCGCAUUCCCAAAAAUGAUGCUCCCCAACAGGUAUUCUGGGCAUCAGUGGAGCCAUACUGUGCUGAUCUUACUAACGAGGAGGUCAGAGUCCUGGAAGAGCUGCUUAAGCCACCAGACGAUGAGGCUGAGCAUUACAAGAUCCCACCCCUGGGGAAGCAUUAUUCCCAGCGCUGGGCCCAGGAGGACUUGCUGGAGGAGCAGAAGGAUGGAGCCCGGGCAGCAGCUGCUGCUGACAAAAAGAAAGGUGUCCUGGGGCCAUUGACUGAGCAGGACACCCAAAGGUGCCCCUGUCCCCACCUCCUUGACCAAAGGGGCUGUGAGCACCUGGUCCUGUGCUUCCAGGGUAAGCUGCCCUGCCUUGCUGCUCACCUUUGUGCCUGGGGUUUCUGUGCCCCUUCUUGCUUUCUCCCAGAUGUUGAUGCCCUGUUGAAGAAGUCAGAAGCCCAGCAUGAGCAGCCGGAGGAUGGCUGUCCCUUCGGACCCCUGACGCAGCGUGCACAGCCUGCCUUGGGGGAGCAAACAUCAUACUCCCCUGUUGAGGACUCUUCUAUCCCUGAGAUUGCUGGCAAGGACUCAGGAGCCGAUGGUGCCGGCACAUCUCCCCGCAGCCAGAACAAGCCCUUCAGUGUUCCUCACACAAAGUCGUUGGAGGGGCGGAUCAAGGAGGAGCUGGUGGCUCAGGGCUUGCUGGAGUCGGAGGAACGGCCAGCAGAGGACUCGGAGGACGAGGUGCUGGCAGAGCUGCGCAAGAGGCAGGCCGAGCUGAAGGCGCUCAGCGCGCACAACCGUGCCAAGAAGCACGACACUGCCAGGCUGGCCAAAGAGGAGCUGCACCGUCAGGAGCUGCGGCAGCGCGUCCGCAUGGCUGACAACGAGGUGAUGGAUGCCUUCCGCAAGAUCAUGGCUGCCCGACAGAAGAAGCGCACGCCCACCAAGAAGGAGAAAGACCAGGCCUGGAAGACCCUAAAGGAGCGGGAGAGCAUCCUUAAGCUGCUGGACGGGUAGCUGAGGAUCCCUUACUCUGCUGUGGACAGUGGUAUCUGGGGGUGGUGGCUGUGCCCCUGUCCUUCACAGGGUGCUGGCAGGGAAGGGAGUGGAGGGCCCACUCCUGCAAUGACAGGGCUUGGCUGCUGUCUCCUCUCUGCACGGAGCUGGGGCCCCUACAGCGGUGCAGGAGUCCCUCCUGGGAACGGCUUCCCCGCUCUGUGGCCAGAGGCCUUCUGCUCUUACUUCCCCUGGUUAUUCUAGGAGGGUGACAUCAGCCUGGCCGCUGCACGGGGGGUGGAUGUGGUGGCUGCUGCUGUGCAGCUCCCACGAUCUCCUGCCCCUCCCCAUGGCCCCAGAGCGGGAUCCCAGCUCCCAAAGGGAGUGGGGGGAGGGAAAAGGGGAGGGAGGGCUUGGAGGGAGCACAGCAUUGGCUCCGUGGGCAAUAAAGAGAGAGUGCAAACAA